Messenger RNA from Tinamus guttatus (white-throated tinamou), 1321 nucleotides. NCBI's taxonomy places the organism in Eukaryota, Metazoa, Chordata, Aves, Tinamiformes, Tinamidae. The record is from RefSeq and is a predicted model, not a curated record.
AUGGGAAAUUACAAAUCCAGACCAACCCAAACUUGCACGGAUGAAUGGAAGAAGAAAGUUAGUGAAUCAUACGCUAUAAUCAUAGAGCGAUUAGAAGAUGACCUGCAGAUCAAAGAAAAGGAACUGGCCGAACUGAAGCAUGUUUUCAGCUCUGAUGAAGCCUUCUGCCAAGUCAAUUUAAAUUACCGCACAGAAAAUGGGCUCUCUCUUCUUCAUUUAUGUUGCGUAUAUGGGGGUAACAAAUCACAUAUCAGAACUCUUAUGCUAAAAGGACUGCGCCCAUCCAGGUUAACCAGGAAUGGAUUCACAGCUCUCCACUUGGCAGCUUAUAAGGACAACGCAGAGCUCCUGACAGCGCUGCUGCACGGCGGAGCUGACAUCCAGCAGGUCGGCUACGGAGCGCUCACAGCCCUUCACAUUGCUACGAUAGCGGGUCACCAUGAGGCAGUUGAUAUCCUUUUGCAGCAUGGAGCUUAUGUGAACGUUCAGGAUGCAGUUUUUUUCACUCCACUGCAUAUUGCUGCAUAUUAUGGCCAUGAACAGGUAACGCACCUCCUGCUAAAGUUUGGAGCUGAUGUGAACGCAAGCGGGGAAGUUGGAGACAGGCCCCUCCAUUUAGCUUCUGCCAAAGGCUUUCUCAAUAUAACCAAGCUCUUGAUGGAAGAGGGAAGCAAAGCUGAUGUGAAUGCUCAGGACAACGAAGAUCAUGUUCCUCUGCACUUCUGCUGUCGAUUUGGACACCAUGAAAUUGUGAAGUUCUUAUUGCAGAGCAGUUUUGAUGUUCAACCCCAUGUGGUUAAUAUCUAUGGAGACACACCUUUGCACCUCGCUUGUUACAAUGGAAAGUUUGAAGUUGUCAAGGAAAUAAUUCAGCUCUCAGGAACGGAAAGUCUCACUAAAGAAAAUAUAUUCAGCGAAACAGCUUUCCACAGUGCUUGUACCUAUGGAAAGAACAUAGAACUUGUAAAAUACCUUCUUGACCAGAAUGUUGUAAGCAUCAAUCACCAGGGAAGAGAUGGACAUACAGGAUUACACUGUGCUUGCUACCAUGGUCAUAUUCGUCUAGUGCAGUUUUUACUGGAUAACGGAGCCGAUAUGAAUCUGGUAGCUUGUGAUCCCAGCAGGUCUAGUGGAGAAAAAGAUGAGCAGACCUGUUUGAUGUGGGCUUAUGAGAAAGGUCAUGAUGCUAUUGUGACCCUUCUGAAGCAUUAUAAAAGGCCCCAGGAUGAGUCGCCCUGCAAUGAGUACUCACAGCCUGGAGGAGAUGGUUCCUAUGUGUCAGUUCCAUCCCCUCUAGGAAAGAUUAAAAGCAUGACUAAAG